GAAGCCAGGUAUUCUGUCCUCUUCCCUACCACGACUCCCCGUGUACGGAGAGGCUCAUGAGAGCUCAGCGGGUGUUGAGCCUGGCAGACAAGGCCCUCUCCAUCACCAGACUCCCCCGGAGGCAGCUCCAACCGCAGGCUCUGACGACUGGGUAGGCUAUGGGCUUGCCUCUCCAGGGUCCUGCUCAGCCGGGCAGGGGUUGCUGACAAUCACGCAGACCAAACCCAGGGAUUGGCCCUUCAGGACUGAUAAGAGCCACUCCCCAGUGCUUUGCAGACCUCUCAUUCAGCUAAAUACAUGACACCACCUGGCUCAAUGUCUCCUGCAGUUGUUGGUCAGGACACCUGCGUCCCUGAGGGCCUAUGUGACUUGAGGACUGGCCGGAAGUCUGGUGUGAGAAGAAGAAAGCACGGCAGUCUCACUUCGCCACCCUUCUGUGGAUCCAAAGGGCUUCCGGUCGAGGCUUCCCCUGCCCUCCCAUAUCCUGCGUCUUCCUCUCUGUCAGAGGGACCGUAGAAGGCAAGCUGUCCCAGGCACCUCGGAGGGAUGCUGCUGUGGCUGCUUAUGCUGUGGGGAGGGCCCCUGGAUGCAGCUCUGAGCUACCAGCUGGAACUACAGGAGUCCGUGACGGUGCAGGAGGGCCUGUGUGUCCACGUGCCGUGCACGUUUUCCUACCCCUGGCUUGCCUUUGCAACCCCCUACAUGUCUUGGUUCCAGAAAGGGGCAGAUGUAAACCAUGAUCCUCCAGUGGCCACAAACAAACCGAACCAGAAGCUGCAUGAGAGGACCCAGGGCCGGUUCUUCCUCCAUGGGGACCCGCAGACCAAAGACUGCUCCCUGGACAUCACGGGAGUCAACAUGGCGGACAGUGGGACGUACUUCUUUCAAAUAUUCACAUAUUCAUAUCUAGAUAAUAUGCUUUCUCUGAAUGUGACAGCCCUGACCCACACACCUGACAUCCUCAACCCGGGGACCCUGGAGUCUGGCCGCCCCGGGAACCUGACCUGCUCUGUGCCCUGGGCCUGUGAGUGGGGCACGCCCCCCAUCUUCUCCUGGACGUCAGUGGCCCUCACCUCCCUGGGCCCCAGGACCUACCUCUCCUCGGUGCUCACCCUCACCCCACGGCCCCAGGACCACGGCACCAACCUCACCUGUCAGGUGUACUUCCCUGCAGCUGGUGUGAUGGUGGAAAGGACCGUCCAGCUCAAUGUCACCUAUGCUCCACAGAACACAGCUAUCAGGAUCUUCCAAGGAAACAGAACAGUUCUGAAGACUCUGCAAAACACGUCAUCGGUUCUCAUCCUGGAGGGCCAGGCUCUGCGUCUGCUCUGUGCUGCUGACAGCAGCCCCCCUGCAGAGCUGAGCUGGUUCCGGGGGUCCCCCGCCCGGAAUGCCACCCCCAUCUACAGGAGUGCAAACCUGGACCUGCCUCAAGUAGGGGCUGCAGAGGAAGGAGACCUCCUCACCUGCCAAGCUCAGAACCCGCUGGGCUCCCAGCACGUCUCCCUGCGUCUCUCUGUGGCCUACCCCCCGCGGCUGCUCAGCCCCUCCUGCUCCUGGGAGGGCGAGGGGCUGCACUGCAGCUGUUCCUCCCGAGCCCAGCCGGCCCCCACCCUGCGCUGGCGGCUGGGGGAGGGGCUGCUGGAGGGGAACCACAGCAACGCCUCCUGGACCAUCACCUCCAGCUCUGCGGGGCCCUGGGCCAACAGCUCCCUGAGCCUCAGCGGGCCGCUGGGCUCCGGCCUCAGACUCAGCUGCGAGGCCCGGAACGCCCACGGGAAACAGAGCGCCGCCUUCCUGCUGCUGCCAGGUACACCAGAACCCAGGACCAGUGGGGUCCUAGGAGCAGUUGGGGGAGCUGGCUCCGUAGCCCUGCUUUCCCUCUGCCUUUGCCUUUUCUUCAGAGUGAAGACGUGCAGGAAGAAAGCAGCCCAGCCAGUGCAAAGUAUGGACAUGAACCCAGCCAGCAGCUCAGGCUCUGGGGCACAUCGGCACCGGUCCUGGACGGACAGCCCUGCAGACCACCCAGCUCCUGCCGAUGCUCGCCCCAUUUCAAGAGAGGAGCAGGGACUCCACUAUGCUCUCCUCAGAUUUCCCAAGCUGAGGCCUCAGGAGUGGGAAAGCAUCCACACGGAGUACGCAGAGGUCAAGACACACAAGUGAGGAGCUGCUUUGCUCAUAGUUCUGGAGACUGGGAGGCUGAGAUCAACGGGUCAGCAGAGGACUCGCUCCUUGGCUUGUAGAUGGCUGCCUUCUCUCUGUGUGAGCCUGUGUCCUAGUUUCUUCCUCUUAUAAGGACACCAGAUGUUCUGGAUUAAGGCCCACACUAGUGACCUCAUUUUAACUGAAAUUGCCUCUUUAAAUACCCUCUUUCCUACAGUCUCAUUCUGAGGUACGGGGGAUUAGGACUUCAACAUACUCAUCCUAUGAUUUCUCGACCUGGACUAUUUUUUUUUUUUUUUUUAAAGAUUUUAUUUAUUUAUUUGAGAGAGAGAGAGAAUGAGAGAUAGAAAGCACGAGAGGGAAGAGGGUCAGAGGGAGAAGCAGAC
Molecule: messenger RNA, 2549 nt
Organism: Zalophus californianus (California sea lion)
Lineage: Eukaryota; Metazoa; Chordata; Mammalia; Carnivora; Otariidae
Product: sialic acid-binding Ig-like lectin 5
Exons: 11
Coding region: 547-2163 (538 amino acids)
Biological process (GO): cell adhesion
Cellular component (GO): plasma membrane
Molecular function (GO): sialic acid binding
Source: RefSeq, a predicted model, not a curated record